AUGUUCUUUCUUUCUUUCUUUCUUUCUUUCUUUCUUUCUUUCUUUCUUUCUUUCUCAUCUCUACCUUUUCCCAUCUGCUAUGCUAUCGUUUUUCUUACUUUCUUUUUAUUUAUCUCACCCAAUGUUGCUUUCUUUCUUCAUUUCUUUUAUUUUUUCCUACGUCCUUUUCCUUCGUCAUUUUCUUAUUUCCUUUCUUUUUUUGUCUUUUGUUUUCUUUAUUCCUUGUCAUUUCUCUCGUCUUUUUCUUUCUUCCUUUCUUUCUUUAUUUCCUACUUCCUUUUCUUUCUUUCUUUCUUUCUUUCUUUCUUUCUUUCUUUCUUCCUUUUAUUCAUUCUUUCUUUGCUUUUUGCUUUCCUUUUCAUUUCUCUCACUUUUUCUCUCUUUUUUUUCAUCGUUUCUUUAUUUCCUACUUCCUUUUCUUUCAUUAUUCCUUUCUUUCCUUCUUUCUUUCUUUGUUUACGGCCACAUUCCAUUAAAACACCGUUCAAUUUUCAACCAAUCCCGAUGGAUGGAUAUUCCGUCAGUGAGGUCCCGUUCUUCUCCUUUACUUUUCCAUCCUACAGUCCUUCUCUUAUUACUUCUUUCUGUCCCAGUCUCAUGACAAGACAAGAAAAUACAAAACCUUUGUCUUCGGGCAGAGAGUGA
This is a messenger RNA of Acanthosepion pharaonis, 645 nucleotides long. The record is from the annotation of a GenBank genome assembly. NCBI's taxonomy places the organism in Eukaryota, Metazoa, Mollusca, Cephalopoda, Sepiida, Sepiidae.